AUGCAUAUGAUUUGGAUCGUAGCUAUAAGAUCGAUCCUAGUUUCUUUUUCAAAAUCGCCACUGUACGAUUUGGAUCAUAGCUAUAGCAUCGAUCCUAAUUUCUUUUCCGAAGUCACUAGUGGCGAAAAACAUGGCUAUGAUGUCUCCAGCUACAUUUACUCCAAAUGCCUCACUCAUUCAAUUUGGCCUAGUAAUUUGAGUCACCAAGCAAAUUGGAUUGGCUAUGUUGUAGUAUCAAAUGAUGAGUACUCAGCACACUUAGGAUGCCGUGACAUAACAAUUGCUUGGCGUAAAACAACAAAGGAUGUUGAGGAGAUAGCGGAUAUAAUGGACUUACAAAGACCAGCUAGAGAUUACAACAUGUCUAGUCGCGAUCCAACAAUCAAAAUCGAAGCUGGAUUGUUGAACAUCUACACGAGGAAACACGAUCAAUGCAACGUGUGCAAGUUGUCAGCAAGGGAACAAGUUCUUGACGAAGUUAAGAGACUGAUAGAUCGAUAUUCGAAUGAGGUAUUAAGCAUAACAAUAGCAGGACAUAGCUUGGGAGGUGGCUUAGCUAUGUUUAGUACUUAUGACAUUGCAGAAAUUGGAUUAGAUUUACCCGGACGUGUUAUUCCCCUUUGUGUAUUUUCAUUCUCAGGGCCAAGAGUUGGGAAUAUUAGAUUCAAACAAUGGCUUGAAAGAUUAGGAGUGAAAGUUUUGAGAGUAGUAAACAAACAUGAUUUCGAGGUUCAAACAAGACUGAUUCAAAAACUUGGAGAUUAUUUUUGGAGUUAUUGGCAUGUUGGUGAAGAGAUAAUUUUGGAUCAUAAGAUAUCCCCUUCCUUAAAGGAAAUGCAUAAUCUCACAUACAUCACUGAUUUGGAGGUUCACUUGGAUUUACUCAAAUGGUUAGUACAAUUUCCUUUUUAA
This is a messenger RNA of Solanum tuberosum (potato), 912 nucleotides long. Its product is annotated as phospholipase A1-Igamma1, chloroplastic-like. The transcript has a single exon. The record is from RefSeq and is a predicted model, not a curated record. Gene Ontology annotation, molecular function: glycerophospholipase activity. Gene Ontology annotation, biological process: lipid metabolic process. Lineage: Eukaryota; Viridiplantae; Streptophyta; Magnoliopsida; Solanales; Solanaceae. The coding region runs from base 1 to 912 and encodes 303 amino acids.